UUGUGCAUUUAAAUAUGUUAAUUUUAUACAGAAUAUAAGAUUAGAAUUAAACUUUGAUGCAAUAGAAACAUAUGAUAAACAGUAAAUCAUAGAAACAAAAGAUCAAAUAAAAUCAAACGAUUUUUACACAAAAUGGCAAAUGGAAGUACCGUGCACCUCAAAAGCGAACACAACAGGGAAUUAUCCGAGAAGCAUUACACCGAUAAAGUGGAUGAUAAGCAGAUAGAUGUGGAGGCAGAAACUAAAGAACAGCACGGACUUCCCGUGGACAGAGGCUGGGCUUGGGUUAUACUUUUUGCUUCUUUCUGCAAUUGUCUUCUAUCUGUUGGAAGUUACAAAGCAUUCGGCGUGUUGUUUAUAGAAAUCCAGACCAAGUACGGAUCAAGUUCGUCCAUGACAUCUUUGAUUGCCAGUUGUUUGAAUGGCACAUACAGUGCCACUGCAUUAAUUGUCACAACAGUUGGCUUACGAUAUUUCAGCAGUAGACAGUUCAUUGUUUUAGGCGGUCUGAUUAUGUCCACAGCACAUAUUCUGUCCGCAUUCGCACCAACAGUAGAAAUACUGAUCCUGCUUCUUGGUUGUGUGAGUGGUAUAGCUCAUGGAAUGAUUACUGCGCCAACAAUUGCACUCAUAAGUCAAUAUUUUGAAAAGUACCGAAGCCUCGCCAACUGCAUUUCUGCCACAGGUGCUAGUGUUGGUUCUCUCAUUUUCUCGGUUCUUAUUCCUCAUUGGAUCGAUGAAUAUGCAUUUUCUGGUACUGUCUUGCUGUUAGGCGGUGUAAUGUUACAUAUGACCGUCUCAGGGCUGUUGAUGCGACCAACAACAUUUUAUACAAAAGAUAAGGAUCCUAAUACGGAUGAAACGCAAAAUGAUGACAAAAACUUUUGUGAUAUCGAUGAACAGAAAACAAAUGGGUCACUAAAAAGUAAAAGACACACAGACAAAAUAAACAAAGUUCGUACAGCGAGUGAAACGAGAAACGUUGGUCACUUAGAGCUGCAAAAUGAACACAAUAUUAAAGGAACUACUUCACCUUUAAUUGACGCAAAGUUUUCUCCUGUCUCGUUACGUAUCACUGCAGCUCGGAACCCGAGGAAACGUACAAUAUCCGAGCUCAGUAAAACGAGUCUUGCACAUACAAUGGGUAGUGCAGUUUCAGCUCUGAACAAAUCUAGUAUUGGGAGGUACGCAAGCACAGAACUUUCUUUUUCUUCUAUGUUAGAUCUGAGUUCAAAAACGCAAGAACAUGACGAAAAACAGUCUGAAAACAAACAAACAUGUGCAUGUUUUAAAAGGGUCUUUUUCAAAUUUGGCUCAGUUAUUGACUGUGGGCCGAUGAAAAGGAUUCCGUUUCUAUUCUUUAUUCCCUGUGGAUGUUUCAUCAUAAUGGUUGCAUCCAUUGGGCUUUAUCUACCAGCGUAUGCCAAAGACUUAGGAAUAUCUUCCAAAAAGUGUGGACUUCUUAUAACCAUUGUAAGUGUCACUGAUAUGUGUGCAGCGAUUUUCUGGGGUGUGUUUGCAGAUAAACAGUACAUACGAAGAAACAAAAUCCUAUCAUUUGCAAUUGUGACGAUGGGAUUUGCAACUUGUUUUACUCCACUGUUAAAAACGUAUACUGUAUUUGUGAUAUACAGUGUGAUUUAUGGAAUAUUUGGCCGUGUUUACUUCAGUCUAUACCCAGUGAUUCUGGUCGACUUUAUAGGUCUCGAAAAUUUGCGUAGUGCGCUUGGUAUUAUGGGUCUUGCACAGACAGCCAUAUCUGCGGCUUUGCAGCCUGUUAUAGGUAAAACAUUACCCUUCUCUGUUCUACAUGUUAUGUCAUCUUGA
Mercenaria mercenaria is the source of this 1827-nucleotide messenger RNA. RefSeq lists its product as uncharacterized. NCBI's taxonomy places the organism in Eukaryota, Metazoa, Mollusca, Bivalvia, Venerida, Veneridae. The coding region runs from base 133 to 1827 and encodes 564 amino acids. The record is from RefSeq and is a predicted model, not a curated record. Gene Ontology annotation, biological process: monocarboxylic acid transport; transmembrane transport. The transcript has 4 exons. Gene Ontology annotation, molecular function: monocarboxylic acid transmembrane transporter activity.